Messenger RNA from Sorghum bicolor (sorghum), 770 nucleotides. RefSeq lists its product as uncharacterized. The record is from RefSeq and is a predicted model, not a curated record. Lineage: Eukaryota; Viridiplantae; Streptophyta; Magnoliopsida; Poales; Poaceae. Bases 142 to 450 code for a protein of 102 amino acids. The transcript is spliced from 2 exons.
UUACUGCGCUGGUGCCCUUGCUUGCCUCCUGCCGAACCGCGCCUCCUCCUCCACCAGUCCUCCUCGCAGACAGAGCACCGCGCCCGCGUCAGGAGAGAGGAGAGGAGAGGACUAGGAGGAGCCUGGAGGCCGUCGGCGCUGAUGGUGGCGUGGUGGCGGAGGAAGGUGCUGCCCCGCGCGCGCCGCGCCUGGGCCGCCGUCGCCGCGCGGCUCCGCGCGCGUAAGCCUGGAUUUCACCUGGACACCAUGAGAUCAGGCAGUGGUGGUAUUCUGAAGCUCCACGAGGACGUGCAGACUUGCGGCUACAAGGACGUCCAGGUCAUGUUCGACAUGUUGACAUCGGAACUCGAGGCUGCUGCUCAAGCCCAGAAGGCACCGCCGUCGCCGCCCCGCAAACAGGCGCUACCGCCUGCGUGGCCCGGCCGGUCCACGAUCGCCGCUGCGCAGUAGAUCCUGGCAAACAGUGUUAUUACAGAGACGUCCGCCCCCUGCCCUUCUUCCGUCGUUGGAAAGAGCGAAAAAAUUGCAGCAAGAACAAUAAGAUGAGUAAGCGCGAGAGAUACAGAGAGGCUCCCAAACAUCAUGUUUUGAGGUGUGUAGAUAGAAGGGAUGAUAUUAACCAGUGCUGAACACUCUUUUUUUCGCCAAUUGGAAGAAGAGGGAGCAAGAGGGGUUACUUUCAAUCCCAAGGUGUAUGUUUAUUUUGUUUCAAUUCAACAUGCUGGAUGAUGGUUUCUGGUUUAUGGAGCUCGAUGUUUGCUUUUGUUACA